Messenger RNA from Nerophis lumbriciformis (worm pipefish), 3471 nucleotides. The record is from RefSeq and is a predicted model, not a curated record. NCBI's taxonomy places the organism in Eukaryota, Metazoa, Chordata, Actinopteri, Syngnathiformes, Syngnathidae.
AUGUCUGCCCGGAGGUGGACCAAACUUAACAAACAAAGAUCCUUAGCGGAAUCCCUGGCACCCCCUGAGGAUGAUGGUGUCCAUGUGUACCUCUUCUGGAGUCCCAGCGGAGAACGUUAUUUAUCUCAUACGACUGCGCAAGAGAUUACCGCAGAGGAGUUGUGCAUUUCAGCCGCAGAGGCUGUCGGGAUUACGCCUCUGUACUCUGUGUUGUUUGCACUAUAUGACCCCGCAUCAUGCUGCUGGUACAGUCCACCAGAUGUUUUUAACCCACAGGAGGGAUCCUGUCUCAUUCUUCACUACCGAAUGAGGUUUUACUUUCACAAUUGGCACGGAUUAAAUGAAAAAGAGCCAGCUGUGUCUCGUUUUGCUGUCAAAAGCGAGACAGAUGGCAGUGCCGACAGCCUACCGCUCCUGGAAAUUAAAUCAGUGGAGUAUUUAUUCGCUCAGGCUAAAUACGAGUUCGUCAAUGAAAUCAUUCCAAUGGAGAACGUCAGAUCGGAGGAAGAGCUGAAUCACUUUAAAAAUGAAAGUUUGGGCCUGGCUAUGCUGCACCUCAUGCACCUUGCGCUGCAGACAGGCAGCACCUUGCAGCGUGUUGCAAAAAAGACCAGCUUUAAAAAGUGCAUCCCCAAGUCCUUCUCCAAACACAUAUCAGAAGACAAAAUUCUUACAAAAAUGAGGAUCCGGUGGAUGUUUGAGCGCUCCAUGCGCACCUACCAGCACAAAAUGGAAGCAAAGCGGCCGGACACCAAGGAGAUUUUGUGCAAGUACCUCUGUGCUCUUGAGUACUUGGCGCCACGUUUCGGCACAGAGACCUUCUCCGUGCGCCACUUGCGACUGAGAGAGUACGACGAAGACAGGAGUCUCGAUGCCUCGAAAGGUGACUGCGGUGCUGAGGUUGCAGCCACGCACGAACUGAUGGUGUCUGCUGUCGAGGGGCUUCAGUGGAGGGAAAUGACAUCCUGUGAGAAGGCCAACGGCGUGCUGAACGGUGACUACAAACAGAAAAUAAAGCAACGAACCAGCCACCCGAAUGAAGCCGCUCCAAUUAAAUGGAACAGUUUUUGUGACUUCCCUGAAAUAAUUCACAUUGCCAUCAACGAGACCAAUGUUUGCAUUAGCACUCAGUACAAUAGCUGCAUGGAGAUUGAGAUGAUCUCCAACCAGGAGGCCCGCUCCUUCAUCUCUUUGCUCGAUGGAUACUAUAGGCUGACCGCGGAUGCCCACCACUAUCUUUGCCGUGAGCUGGCGCCCCCUAAGGUGUUGCUGAGUGAAGCUAAUGGACUGCACGGACCAAUGCAUGAUGACUUUGUGCUACACAAGUUAAAAAAGGAGGAAGCAGAAGAAGAAGCUUGCCUCGUACGUUGGAGUGUUCUCGACUAUAACCGACUUGUCUUGGCCGUUCCUAACAAAUCGGAGAAUGGAUCAAUGCCGAGCCACAAGCUAUUUUGCAUUCAACAUAAAGAUUCGGUCUUCUCCCUGGAUGGUUGGCAGCAGGAAUUCUCCAGUGUGAAUGAGCUCGUAGACAACCUGAAAGACUAUAUACUCAAGUCUGGCACUGAAAGUUAUACCAUUAAAAAAUGCUGCCGGCCCCGGCAAGGAGAGCUGUCCAACCUCCUCGUGAAGAGGCAUGGUAAGCAUGAUGCAGCAAACAGUCGCAUACUUUCCCCGAACAAGUCGGAGCUUUGCUUCCAGAUCAAGUACAAAGACAUCCUUACGGGCCCGCAUUUGGGUUUUGGCACACGAACUCAGAUCUACUCAGCACAUUUGCAAGUUGGGGCCGAAGCCGAUGAACUGGACGACGACUUCAACAGCGAUAAACAAAAGAAGGUUCGAGUGGUGCUCAAGGUUCUUGAGCAAAGCCAAGACGAUAUAACAUUCGCUUUCUUCGAGAUGGCAAGUCUCAUGAGCCAGGUGUCCCACAGUCACUUGGUGAUUGUCCAUGGUUUGACUGUCAACGGAUCUGAAAAUAUUAUGGUGGAGGAGCUUGUGGAAUUUGGGCCUUUGGACGUUUUUCUACGCAGAGAAAAAGCCAAACUGACUCCUCGGUGGAAGUUUAUUGUCGCCAAACAACUUGCCAGUGCCCUGAAUUACCUUGCGACUAAAGGUCUUGUUCAUGGAAACGUCUGUGCCAGGAACGUCCUUGUGGCGAGGCAAGGUCUGGGUCAAGGCACGUCUCCUUUAGUCAAGCUGAGUGACCCAGGAAUUCCUGUCAAUAUGCUACACGAGGAAGAGCGACUGGAGCGUAUUCCCAGCAUCGCUCCUGAGUGUGUCUACAGUGUGGCGCCCAUCAGCGUCGGCGCCGACCAGUGGAGUUACGGUGUCACACUUAUGGAAAUCUGCAACGACGGUCGUCUCCCCUUGAGCGGCGCCACAUUGAUGCAGAAGGAGCAGUUUUAUCAGCAAAAGAGAAAAUUGUUGGAACCGUCCUCCCCAGGCCUGACUGCCCUCAUCAUCAGCUGUCUUUCCUACAAGCCCUUGGAGAGGCCUUCCUUCUCCUCUUUGCUCAGGGACCUCAUCGAUAUCAUGAACAAAAAUCCUAAUAUAUCUCCCAACGAACCUCUACAUCAAACUCAAUCCACUGUGUUCCACAAGCGCCAUCUGAAAAGGAAGCACAUAUUAGGAAAGGGUAAUUUUGGAACCGUGACUCUGUACUUGUACGACCUUUUCAACAACGGCGAGGGGGAGCUUGUGGCCGUCAAGGCACUGAAACAAGAGAACGACACCUUGCCCAACUAUUGGCUGAAGGAGAUCGAGACCCUAAAGGCCCUCGAUCAUUCCAAUAUCGUCAAGUACAAAGGAUGCUGCACUGAAAUGGGAGGGCAAGUGGUACAGCUUAUAAUGGAGUACCUUCCACUCGGCAGCCUAGAGAGGUACCUUCAAAAACAGGGACAGAGUACAUCUCAGUGCCUGCUGUUUGCUCAGCAGAUCUGCCAGGGGAUGGACUACUUGCACUCGAAGCGAUACAUUCAUCGGGACCUCGCAGCACGUAACAUUUUAGUGAAAAAUGAAAACUGGGUAAAGAUCGCAGACUUUGGCCUAUCCAAAUACAUCCCAGAGGAUAAAACCUACUACCGCGUGAGAGAAGAUGGUGAUAGUCCAGUCUUCUGGUAUGCCCUCGAGUGUCUACAAGACAGUAAAUUUUCAUUUCGUUCCGACGUUUGGUCCUUUGGCGUGACGUUCUAUGAGAUCCUGACCCGUUGUGACCCAAGCCAAAGCCCUCCACGGAAGUUUGCUGAGAUGGCGGGCUUACCUCCUAAAGAGAUGAACGUUAGCGUGCUCAUUAGCUUGUUGCAACAGAAGCGCCGUCUUCCUUGUCCCAGAAACUGUCAUCCUGAGCUGAGGAUCAUAGCGGAGCAGUGUUGGCACCAAGAUUCAGCAACAAGGCCGUCAUUUCAAUGCCUUUAUGACAAGCUCGAGGCUGUUCGCACACAGCCAAAUGUAGACUUUUUUAGAUUAGGAAUUUAA